AUGGAAUCUACACAACAACGACGAAUCACGAGACAUCGUGAAUUGCGCGCUUGCACAGUUUGCAGAAAACGCAAGUUGAAAUGUGAUCUCAAAGUUCCUUGCUCAUCUUGUAUUCGAAGAAACGAAGCAUCUGCUUGCGUCUACUCAAAAAAAGGCUUUGAAGGAUCACAGGGCGGACCAAGUAGAGAUCAAAAUCGCCUGUCAGCUGCAGAGAGGCUUGAACACUUGGAACAAUUGGUGCAGCAGCUAUCACAGCCACAGGAAGCUCCCGUAAUCGUGGAUGGUGGUAAUGUGUUUCAAACCGGGAGAGCUGGUGUAUCUCAAGGAGCAGUCCAUAGCGGCGCAACUCAUUGGUCUGCGAUGCUUGAUGAUAUCGAGGAACUACGGACAGUGAUUACGGAAUAUGAUAACAUUAAUGGCGUGAGACCAGAUUUCAUUGGUACACAUGAGGAUUCAAUUGAUUACUUGCUUGGUGCAAAGGACUCAUCACUAACAUUCCAUCAAAUACUAUCACAAUUGUUACCUCCAAAAAUUAAAGUUGAUCGUUUAGUGGGAGCUUAUUUUAGGACGAAAACCGUUGCAGCUCCUUUUGUUCAUACCGCACAAUUCCGUCAGUACUAUCAGUCCUUCUGGGCCAAUCCUUCCAAUGCUUCACCACUUUGGACCUCAAUGUUGUUCUCAAUCCUCGAUAUAGCUACCCGGGCAGUGUCAACAAAGUCAGUCACAGAUGAGGAGAGUUCAAUCGAACGAUAUGAUGUAGCGGCCGCACAAUGCUUAGUCGCUGGAGAUUACCAUCGGCCUCAAAAAUUUUCGGUUGAAGCGCUUCUUCUAUUAGUACAUUCCAAAUGUCUCGCAGGAUUAGAUCUCGGCUCUAGCAUAGCUAUCCUUCUCGGAGCACUCGUUCGCUUAGCAACAGUCAUGGGUUACCAUCGCGAUGCUGAUAUAUCUGGAGGAAGAUUCUCCGCCUUUGAGGGAGAAAUGCGCAGGCGCACUUGGUCGAUGUUAUUGCAAAUCGAUAUGCUUGUUUCAUUCCAGCUGGGAUUACCUAGUAGUAUCCAAUUCCCAACUUGGGAUACAAAGCCUCCAACGAAUUUGUUAGAUUCCGAUUUUGAUGAAAACACUCUGCAACUACCAGCCGCUAGACCGGUAAAUGAACUUACUGAAUUACUCUUCUUCAUCGUAAAACACAAGCUAGUGACUGUCUUUGAAAAAGUCAUACGACACACACUCUCUGCUAUUGACAUGUCAAAUGAGGAGCUCGAAAAGCUCGAUCAAGAAAUCAGAGACACGUUCAUAAAUCUUCCGGAAGUUUUCAAAGCACGAGACAUGGCAGAUUCAGUGGUUGAUUCUCCAUCUCUGAUAGUCACUCGGCUUUGCGUAUAUUUCAUUUAUCACAAAUGUCUUUGCGUCCUUCAUCGAAAAUACAUAACGCGUGGGUCACCAAAGAGCCUUGAGGCUUGCUACGAGUCAUCAUGGGAACUGGUACGAAGAUUUCUAGAUAUGUAUAAAGAGUUUGAGCCUGGUGGACAAUUGGAAACACAGCGUUGGUUUAUGGGUAGUCUUACGUGGCAUGACUUUUUGCUUGCAUGUGCGGCAUUGUGUCUUACCAUUUGUUACUCGAGACAGGGUUUGCAUGAACUCGAUGUGACAUCAGUAGUAGAUGUGCCAGUUUUUUGGUGA
Molecule: messenger RNA, 1680 nt
Organism: Sclerotinia sclerotiorum 1980 UF-70
Lineage: Eukaryota; Fungi; Ascomycota; Leotiomycetes; Helotiales; Sclerotiniaceae
Exons: 1
Coding region: 1-1680 (559 amino acids)
Biological process (GO): DNA-templated transcription; regulation of DNA-templated transcription
Cellular component (GO): nucleus
Molecular function (GO): DNA-binding transcription factor activity, RNA polymerase II-specific; zinc ion binding; DNA binding
Source: RefSeq, a predicted model, not a curated record